This is a messenger RNA of Penicillium vulpinum, 1584 nucleotides long. RefSeq names its product putative amino acid permease. Gene Ontology annotation, biological process: transmembrane transport. Gene Ontology annotation, molecular function: transmembrane transporter activity. The record is from RefSeq and is a predicted model, not a curated record. Gene Ontology annotation, cellular component: membrane. The coding region runs from base 1 to 1584 and encodes 527 amino acids. Lineage: Eukaryota; Fungi; Ascomycota; Eurotiomycetes; Eurotiales; Aspergillaceae. The transcript is spliced from 7 exons.
AUGGGGCGUGAGGACGGAAUCAUGUUGGACGUCCAACAAUCCACGGCCGAGAAGACCCCCUCCAUGGACCACUCAUCCUCCCAAAAGGCUGGUACGGCGCAAGACAAGCAAGACAUGUGGCGUGCCGGGCGAGAUCAAGAACUGAACAGAAACUUCCGAUUUCUUUCAGUUUUAGGGUUUACGGCGGUGUUGAUGUGCACGUGGGAAGCAGUUCUAUUCGGUUCAUCUUAUGGAUUAACUAAUGGUGGUAAAGGAGGUAUGAUCUAUACUUACCUGGGAGGCCUGGCAGGGUUCAGCUUUGUGAUCCUCUCAAUGGCUGAGAUGGCUUCAAUGGCACCAUUGUCCGGUGGCCAGUAUCAUUGGGUGUCGGAGUUUGCACCUGCCAGUUCCCAGGCCCUGUUGAGCUACAUCACUGGCUGGAUUUGCGUGUUGGGUUGGCAUACCGGUAUCGCAGGAUGCUGUUAUACAGUCGCUAACAUGAUGGUCGGCGUGAUUGCCAUAAACUAUCCUGAUACGUAUAACUAUGAGCCAUGGCAUGUCACACUGCUCGUCAUUGCGGUGGCCCUGGUAGCCUUGAUGUUUAAUACAUUCCUGGCCCAGAAGCUCCCCUUGAUCGAAGGUAUCAUCUUGAUUGUGCACUGCUUCGGUUUCUUUGGAAUUUUGAUCCCACUUUGGGUUUUGUCCCCGAAGAUUCCUGCUUCCGAAGUCUUUGGUUCAAUCGAAGAUCGGGGUGGAUGGGGUAAUAAUGGACUCUCGUAUCCUAUUUUGGCUGUUACUAACGAUAUAUCUGGGAAAGGCCCUGACUCAGCAGUUCAUAUGGCGGAGGAAAUUCGAGAUGCAUCUCGGGUGCUCCCCAUGGGCAUGGUCUGGACGCUGAUCCUUAACGGGUCCACUGGCUUUGUCAUGAUAGUCACAUUUGCGUUCUGUGUGGGAGACAUUGAUAAAGUGCUCCAGUCUGAAACAGGCUUCCCCUUCAUACAGGUCUUCCUCAAUGCUACAGGAUCAGUCAGCGCCACAACAGGGAUGACAGUGGUGAUUAUGAUCAUGCAAUUUUGCGCGGCAAUCAGUAAUGUUGCCACUACCUCUCGUCAGAUCUACUCGUUUGCCCGAGACAAGGGUCUUCCCUUUUCCAAUUUCUUGGCAAAGAUUAAUCCAACCUUCACGGUCCCAUUAAAUGCCCUUUGCGUCAGUCUCGUUAUUGUCUCUCUCCUCUCCUUAAUCAACAUUGGGUCUUCUGUGGCUUUCAACGCCAUCAUGUCCCUGGGUACAGCCGCCCUUUUGUCCUCCUACAUUAUUUCUAUUACCUGCGUCCGUAUUCGACGUUGGCGCAAUCAACCGCUACCACCGGCACGUUGGAGUAUGGGGAAGUUCACUCCCGUCUGUGACACGAUUUCCAUCAUGGUUUUGCUGGUGAUAUGGAUCUUUAGUUUCUUCCCCUUGACCAAGGAGGUGGAUCCGACUACAAUGAAUUGGAGUGCGGCUAUCUUUGGAGGUGUCGUUGUGAUUUCACUCGGUUAUUAUGUUAUCUAUGCCCGGAGAGUCUACAAGGGUCCAGUGACACGGGUGAAAAUGAUACAGCAAUGA